Messenger RNA from Ceratina calcarata, 2895 nucleotides. RefSeq names its product Ecdysteroid phosphate phosphatase (gene Epp). NCBI's taxonomy places the organism in Eukaryota, Metazoa, Arthropoda, Insecta, Hymenoptera, Apidae. Gene Ontology annotation, molecular function: protein binding. The record is from RefSeq and is a predicted model, not a curated record. The transcript is spliced from 4 exons. Bases 72 to 1913 code for a protein of 613 amino acids.
GGUAGUGGGGAUAUAUUCCGGAAGGGAGUGUAUAUAGUACAUGCCCUCUGCGUGUGCGUGUAUGUACCGUCAUGGCGACGUUACCGCCACGAAAAAAUCCGACUCCAACGAAAAUUUUGAAACAACAUUUAACCCCGCUGCAAACGCUUGUACAGUUGGGCUUCCCGAAACACCGGGCAGAAAAAGCACUAGCUGCUACAGGACAUCGUGGUGUUCAACUUGCAUCUGACUGGUUGGUAGCUCACGUCAGAGAUCCAACUGUGGAUACAGAUAAUCACAGACAGUAUGUUCUAUAUGCUUGCCCUACUGGUGAAUUAGCCGAACAGCUUGUGAGAUUCUGGUCUGAGAGUAAAGAACUUAUAUGGAAUGGUGCACACAAUUAUAUCCCACAUAUUACACUUGUAUCAUUUUUUAAAGCCCCAGAUGAAUCUACCGAGGAGCUAGUAAACACUCUUGAAACUGUAAUUAAUCAAAUGAAGUUACCAGAUAAUAUCGAAUUAGAAACGUAUAUUUCUCCCAAUUUUAUGGGUUUAUUUGUCAAACAAGGAGAUACAGAGUGGCUGAAGCACAUUGCUAUUCGUUAUACGAAUAAACUUUCAAGUUUGGGAAUCUCUGCUGAGCCCCAAAUAAAAUCUUUACAUCUGACAUUGGCGUAUCAGUUCCCCAGCCAUUUGUAUCAACAGUUGCGUUUGAUGGUUGAAAAAUUGACGCUCACUUGCCCGACGAACUGGGAGCUCAGAUUGUAUUCUAGAGACUGUAGAUUGCAGAACGCACACGUGCACAAAGUAACACAUGCUCAUAUGCCUAGAGAACACGAUGAAUUAGAAUUAAGAGUGGGAGAUUAUAUUUACAUUCCAGAGGGGGCAUGUAAUAUAUCUACAGACGGCUGGGUCGAAGGUACCUCUUGGCUGACUGGAAUUUCGGGCCAUCUACCUUUAAAUCAUACAAAACGUACAACCGAAUCAGAUUCAUGGACGUUGCACACUACGAUACAAAUUACUGACAAUAAGAAUGAAAUUUUAGAAAAAAAAGAUAUACCUCUAAAUCGUAAACCGCCAGUAUUGUUAUCGAACGAUUCUGUAGAUAGUCCUGACGGAGUAGCGGCGACCAAUGAACCACAGAUCGAGGCUUCUGAAGCACUUCCGACUUCGUCGAGACAAAUUUUCAUAUGCCGCCACGGAGAAAGAGUUGAUUUUACGUUCGGAGCAUGGAUCCGCUAUUGUUUCGAAUCGAAUGGGUCUUAUGUACGGAGAGACUUGAACAUGCCAAAGGAAAUACCGACAAGAAAUAUACAGGACUUCCGAAACGAUAGCCCUUUAACGACAGUGGGCGAAGUGCAGGCGAGCUUGGUAGGCGAUGCUAUGAAGUCGUCUAGCAUCAAAAUAGACGUGGCUUUUACGUCUCCGUCGCUGAGAUGUAUACAAACGCUGGCUCAUAUCUUGAAAGGACUGGACUUAAACAUUCCAAUGAAAAUAGAGCCAGGUCUCAUCGAGUGGUUGGCGUGGUACCCGAAUGGCGUUCCAGUUUGGAUGACGUCCGAAGAAUUGUUGAAUGCAGGUUUUAAUAUAGACAAAAGUUACGACCCGAUAAUCAAAGCAAAAGAGCUUCCAUUGAAAGAGAAUGCAGCCCAGUAUUAUGAACGAAGUUUCGAGUUAAUCAAACGGAUUAUCGAGAACACGGUAGGAAAUAUUUUGAUAGUAGCUCACGCUGCCUCUCUGGCAGCAUGUACUAGACAAUUAACGGGUGGUAGAGUGCCACCAGCUUCCGAGGUAACUAGAUUAGCUCAAAAAGUGCCGUACUUAGCGUGCCUCACGGCACGUGAAGGUUUAGACGGCUGGCAACUGCACCCGCCGCCGUUUCCACCUAUCACUCAUACCAGUAAUACCAGGUUUGACUGGAAAGUAUUAUUAUAAUUCAUAUUUCAGAUAUUGCUCCCCUCUUUCUGUCUUUUAAGAUACAGAAGUAAAUUGAUCGUAAAAGACUGUUUUUCAUACAAUUAGUAUUCUAUACAAUUUUGUUAGUUUCUUUUGGAACAUGUUUUAAAGGAAGAGGAUCAAGUUAUUUUUUGGUUUGGGUUAUUUAUAAUAUAAUGAAAAAUACCAGACGAUUAUACAGUACUUAGAAUUAAUUUUGUAGAAAAAUAAAUACGGGUAUUGACAUUUAAUUUUACAUUUUUGAUAAGAAACUUAUGUGUCUUUAAAAGAGAGUAUAAAAGUUAAUAUUUUAGGAUAAUUUUUAAAGGAGACAUAUUCUCGUAGAUUUCGUACUGGGGUUCGAUGAAAUUGUUAGUAAAACAACGUGUAAUAUUUGUAAUGAGAAAAGAAUAUCAAUAGUGCAUUUACAAGUAUUCGUUAUAUAACUUGCCUUAAUGUUAAUUCUAUAGUUCAGAUGAUUAUUAUGUAAAUUUCUUAUUGAUUUAAAUUUUAAUGAAGUAAGAAUUUUUAAUAUGUAUGAUUAUGUAUAUAAUAUUGCUGAUUAUAAGUUGAAAUUAUGUACGCACGUAAAAGUUGUAUUACUCAGACAAGGUUUAUUGCCAAUGUACUUAGAUUUAUUCUGUUGGAGGAAGGUGUACGGUGUACAUAUGAAAGUUGAUUUAAAAAUCGGUAAAUAAUAAAAUUCUUCCAUAGGUCGUACAAAACGAAAUAGUAGAAGACGUAAGUAGCAUUUAAAAAGAGUAGAAGUACAAAAUCGAAAUAGAAAAAUAAUGUUAUUUACCAAAGAGAUAAAUAUAUAUAAGAUGUUAUUUGAUUAUAAAUCUCAGUUAUAUCGUGAAGGGACCCUACUACUUUAUUUGAUGCAGAAAAGAUUUAUUCACAUAUAAUGUACAGCAUCGUGUGAUGUAUAAAAAAUUGUUCUAUAUACAAAUUCAAUAAAGAGUAUAACAAAUAUAAAGUA